AGUUCUAAAAAAAAAUUAAUAUGGAUAUUUGAUUGAAUUAAGAAAGCCAUUGUUUAUCACUGUUCAUCCUUGGAAGUUACAAAUCCAUGUCGAUAUGAUAAUUCAUUCUAGACUAAAUUGAGAAUAAUUUAUGAACGAUGGAAUUUAAUACGACAUAUCGGAUCUACUCUCUUGAGGUGCAGACGAAUACACCAACGAUUUGUCGUCCUUUAACAGAUAAGAUAAUGCGAGAAUAUUCUCUCACUGACGUGGACAACACGACACCGUUGCAGGACGGUGUAAACAUUCAGUCCGAAGUCGAAGCCGAGCUCCAAAUGGAAGAAACACGGCAAACGCGAACGGAGGUCAAUGAAUCAAAUGGAACUUCAACUCAAGGUCAAAAUCGCUCUAUUUUGUUGCGUCUUUCGCAGCGCUUACAAUUUUAUUUACUGUCGGACGGCGCAGGGAGCGAAGGAGCGUUCGUAGUUCGUGUUAUUUACGAGAUGACGAUCACAAGCCUCAGUACGCAUUUAAAACGUGUCUUGGCUGACAAUUCUUAUUCUGCGUUCAAACACUUGAAGCUCAAUAUGAAUAAAGAUCUUUUGUAUUUGAAGAUUAAGAUGGCGGCCUUGUCUUUGUCCCAUUCUUCAUAGCUUAUAGUGCAAUGGAGCUUAACUACUAUUUAUGGAGUUCAUGUCUGCACUCACUUCCAGGAUGGCUACUGCCCUACACAUUAUUACCCAUCCUUCUCUAAGGUUGAUAUUGACAAGGUCAGCAUCAAACCAAUUAAACAAAGACUCAUUCAUACAGGUAAACAUUACUAUUUUAAUUAAUCUAGCUUCUGAUUAUUUUUAUUUAUAUAUGAUGCAAGUUUUUUGGUCCAUAAUAUUUUAAACUUGCGUCAUUAUAUUUUAAAAGUCAGUGGACAAAAUUGCAAUAUAGAUGGAUAAAAAAAACUAUGAGACUAAAGAUCGAAUGUAAUGGUUCAAAUCCAUCGCUAGUAGAUAUUGUCUUCUUUGGGCUUUCCCUUUCGAGCUUUCCCUCAAGGUUUUUAAACUG
Molecule: messenger RNA, 1038 nt
Organism: Cucurbita moschata (crookneck pumpkin)
Lineage: Eukaryota; Viridiplantae; Streptophyta; Magnoliopsida; Cucurbitales; Cucurbitaceae
Exons: 4
Coding region: 138-632 (164 amino acids)
Source: RefSeq, a predicted model, not a curated record